This is a messenger RNA of Morone saxatilis (striped sea-bass), 1921 nucleotides long. RefSeq names its product zinc transporter 1. Gene Ontology annotation, molecular function: calcium channel inhibitor activity; zinc ion transmembrane transporter activity. Bases 80 to 1777 code for a protein of 565 amino acids. Gene Ontology annotation, biological process: zinc ion transmembrane transport; intracellular zinc ion homeostasis; detoxification of zinc ion. NCBI's taxonomy places the organism in Eukaryota, Metazoa, Chordata, Actinopteri, Moronidae. The record is from RefSeq and is a predicted model, not a curated record. Gene Ontology annotation, cellular component: endoplasmic reticulum; Golgi apparatus. The transcript has 6 exons.
GCACAGAUCCACAUCCAACGACUCACACUACAGGCUUUGAUUGCUGGCUGAGGAUUGUCUACUUUUGUGGGUUGCAGGUAUGAGGGUGCUACACUGGUGCAUGCUGGGAGUGACCAUCCUGCUGCUGGUGUGCGAGGUCACCAUCAGUCAGCUGUGCCACUCACAAAUCAUCCUGGUGGACAGUUUCCACACACUCUUCAUCCUCAUGCGGAUGGCUCUUACUCCUCCUCCAACUGCAGGCGUAACAGAACCACCUCUCUCCUCUCUGGAGGAGUCCCCUGCGUCUCCUCCUCUUGCUUCCUCCUUCACAGCAGUGCUUCCUUCCACCCUGCCUGCAGAGUCAUCGAUCGAACCUCAGCCUGGCACCCAGACCACCACUGAUGGGUCGACCCUCCCAGAUCCACCUCCCACCCCUCACCCUCCAGCUCUCACCUGCGGUCUCUCCCACACCAAAUGCAGGAUUCAGGCUGUGGGUCCUUUCAUUUCCGCUCUCCUCCUGGCCUCUCUGUGUCUCUCUUACAUAAUGGAGAUCAUCAGCUCUUCCCUGGAGCCACAACCAGUGCAGCGCCCCCUGCUGCCUGUGGUGGUCAGCGCUGUCAGUGUGCUCCAUAAGAUGCUGGUGUUCUGGCUGAACUGGGAUCAGCAGCAGGCCCUGCAGACCGAAUCUCACCUUGAGGUGAACCCCAAAGUCUUGGCUGAAGAGGAAACCAAAGGCCAGGCCGAGCCAGGGCGAGUCCUGUAUGACGUUAGACGAGUCCAAUCUGCUGUGAACGACUCGCUCCACAAUGGGGCGCUUGUCCUGUGUAACCCGGGAACCUCCAGCAUCCCUGACGCUGACACUCAAACCCCUGAACCACAGGCAGAAGUCCACCUGCAUGCAGCAGCUCAACAGGACAGCAGGGACUGUGAAUUAGCGCCCAGUGCUGCAGAUCUGAGUCAUUCAGAGGACAUCACAGAGAUUUCCAAAGACAACACUUGCGUGGGACAUCUUGAGAGUCACAACACGUUUAAUACCUCCCCAGUCUGCCAGUCAUCUUAUCCCAUUGAGAGGCCAACCAGCCAGUGGCUACUCUGUCUCCUGUCGUUCCUCCUUGUCAUUCAGAACCUGUGUACCUCCUUCCUGGCUCUCAUCAACAGCCUGGUGAUGUCGCUGAUCGACCCACAGUGCCUGCACAGCUCUGGGGCCUGUAGCCUCCUGGUUUACCUGGAUCCUGGCCUCUCCCUGUUGGCUGUGGUUGUGCUGAUUGCCACAGCCAGGCCACAGGUGCACAGGUAUGGACUGCUGCUGCUACAGGCCUCACCUCCACACAUCUGUGUGUCCGAUCUUGGACAGAGGAUUGCGAGCGUCUCCGGGGUGCAGGCUGUGCACGACCUCCAUGUCUGGCAGUUAACUGAAUCACUCAUUGUGGCCUCUGUCCAUGUACACUGCCAUGCUGGAUUUCCAGCACACAGGUGUGCUGAUCUGAUGUCAGAUGUCACUAAGGUGCUGCAGAGCGUAGGAGUGAGCUGCUGCACCGUUCAGCCAGAGUUCGCUUCCUGCUCUGAGUCCUCUGUAGGCGGUGGGGGCGACGCCUCCCCUGCCGUCCACAGAGAGGACCCCUCCCUGCCUCCCCUCCUGGCCUGCAGCCUCGCCUGUGGAAAGGCCUGCUCUGGGAAUAUGUGCUGCUCUCCGUUGGAAGUGGAGCCCAGGAGGCUGCUGGCGCCACCAGCUGGGCAAACGAAGAAAGAGCCUCAAACGCUGGUCAUCGAGAACACCUUCCUGGAGGAAAAUAAAUGAAUGAUCUGUCUGCCAUGUUGGAUGGAUGAUGGAUGUAAUGUCUCUAAAACGCUGCCUGCACGUUAUAUGUAAAUGUUCUGUUAGUUUUGUGACAUUAACACGGUGCUGCACCAAAGAUUUUUAUGCAAAGUCAAGUGAAAUUUA